AUGACGUAUGCGAGGGACUCAAAUCUUGAGCUGGUCUUACGCCCUCGACAAAAGGCAUUCGUGGUAUAUUUACGCUGCCAGACAACAAAGUUACCGCCAGGAGGAGGAGGAGGAGGAGGAGGAGGAGGACUAAAUGAAGAGAAAUAUUCCGGGGGGAAAAAUGAAGAAGGAGAAGAAGAAGAAGGAGGAGGAGGAGGAGGAGGAGGAGGAGAAGAAGAAGGCGAAGAAGAAGAUGGAGAUGGAGAAGAAGAAGAAGAAGAAGGAGACGGAGAAGAAGGUGGAGAAGAAGAAGGAGAAAUGCUUAUUGAUACAGCAGGGAGGUUCCAGUAA
This is a messenger RNA of Macrobrachium nipponense, 330 nucleotides long. RefSeq names its product zinc finger and BTB domain-containing protein 47-like. The transcript has 2 exons. The coding region runs from base 1 to 330 and encodes 109 amino acids. The record is from RefSeq and is a predicted model, not a curated record. NCBI's taxonomy places the organism in Eukaryota, Metazoa, Arthropoda, Malacostraca, Decapoda, Palaemonidae.